Messenger RNA from Tarenaya hassleriana, 745 nucleotides. RefSeq names its product NADH dehydrogenase [ubiquinone] 1 alpha subcomplex subunit 6-like. Lineage: Eukaryota; Viridiplantae; Streptophyta; Magnoliopsida; Brassicales; Cleomaceae. Gene Ontology annotation, biological process: response to oxidative stress. The record is from RefSeq and is a predicted model, not a curated record. The coding region runs from base 145 to 540 and encodes 131 amino acids. The transcript has 2 exons.
AAGUUUCCGUCGAGCUCUCUGACACAGCGCCUCUUCCUCCUCGCGUCUCUCGUAACUUGAGCUGAUAGAUUGCUUUUUCCUUUUCCUCGUCUUCUUCGAGCAGAGAGAAUUUUCCGAUCUCCGAACGACGGCGAAGAACCUAAAAUGGCGGCAGCGUUCACGUUGAGAGGGACUCACGUUCCGCCGAACUCGGCGAACCUGGCGGAGGCUCGCCGCCGUGUGUUUGAUUUCUUCAGAGCUGCUUGCAGAUCCAUCCCUUCCGUCAUGGAAAUCUACAAUCUCCAAGAUGUCGUCGCGCCCUCGCAGCUCCGAUCCGCCAUCGCCGCACAGAUUCGGAAGAACGCUAACAUCACGAACCCUAAGGUUAUUGAUAUGCUUCUAUUCAAGGGAAUGGAAGAACUGACGAAUGUUGUCGACCACUCAAAGCAGCGUCACCAUAUAAUCGGGCAGUAUGUGGUGGGUAGUGAAGGGCUUGUGCAGGAUUCUGGAAGCAAGGAUUCCGAUUUUCUCAAGAACUUCUACGCCAGCAACUACUUUUGAACUGGUGAUGUUUCUCUUCAAGUAAGUUCAAUCAAUUUAAGUUGGUACUUUCCGAGGAAAAUAAUGAAACAUAGACCUUUCACAUUUGUUACUCCUCUCCUUGAUCAACCCUCUCUUUUCGAACCUAACAAGUGAUGAUUCACCGUUUGUGUCUUGUAAUAACUUGUUUUGCAACAAGUCUUAGAUCUCUAGCUUGGGGUUUAAA